GCGCUUAUUGUACGUCAAAACAGUGUAUGUGUGGAAGUUGUCAUAAGCAAGAGAUGGUGUUGGGAAUCUUCUACGUCAUGAUGAAGUGAGCUGGGACAGGAAACUGAAAAAGAGACGAUGUAUUAUCCAGUGGGGCUUCCCAAGAGGCUCAGAAUCCCGGGAACCCGCGAUGGACAAGUGAAAUCUGUGGUGUGCAAUCGAGACAGGAUCCUCUUUGCCAUCCUCACUGAACGGGCGAUUUGGAUCUGGUUCAGCCGACCAUGUGUACCAGUGGUAGUGCACCGUCGGUCAGAUGAGUCUGUUCUCAGCCUGGGGACCAACGAAUUUCUAGAAUGGAGGCCUGAUUCCUCUAUGAUUGUUGUUGCGACAAAUAAAAAUCGACUUAUUUACUACUCGAUUGUUGUGGACGAGUCACGAAGAGAAGUAUACGAACAGCGAGACCCCCCUAACCCAACUUUGAAACGCGAAUCUGCUGAGCUUUACUCCAGUGAAUCUAUCCCUCCACUUGUCUUCUCAACAGCUUUUGAGACUGAAGUUACAGGAGGGGUAACUGGCUUGGUUUGUCUUCGAGAUGAACUCAUGGUUGCUACAGGGACUGGUCAUAUCCAAAGACUGCGUUGGGAUGGGUCUCUCAACUACGACUAUUGCAUAGAUCUGCGAAGAGUUCCUUUCUGUGAUGACCAACUUGUUAUGAAAGCUGUGCCUCUGGAUGCCCCUGGAGUACACGUUGUAGAUCUAGAGUACUCACCACUGGUGGGAGGAUUUGCCAUUGUAUUAAGUGAUGGUCGAGCUGCUUUUCUCACUGCGUCAACCCUCAAAUUCGACCCUAAUGCCGUGCAAGGGAUCUGGGCCCGAGACCUGGAGGACGCCACCUGCGCAGCCAUCAAUCACAAGUACAGGUUACUGGCGUAUGGUCGGGCGAACUCACAAGGUGUUGUAUAUACUGUAGAUGAGGCCACUGGGGGUCUGGAAGUCUCCCAUAGACUCGUAUUGUCCAGUCGGGAUUUUGCAGGGUCGCCCGGUCCUGUUGGAUUUAUGAAAUGGACUCCAGAUGGCACUGUAUUAGGCAUGACUUGGGAGGGAGGUGGAAUAUCCUUGUGGAGUGUUUUUGGCUCACUGCUUACAGUGUCCUUGCGAUGGGAUUACACUGAAGAUCCACUUUCCAAAGCCAUCACCAUCACAAACAUGGAAUGGGGUGCAGAGGGAUAUGAAGUAUGGUGCAUUCAAAAACUAGAAGAAGAACUUAGCAAACAGGAAACACAAGACCAACAGUUGUACACUGAAAAAAGUUCCAGAGAAAUGCCCAAAAUGGAAGAUAACCUGGAAGAGACCAAGGAAUGCAGGGAAAUGCCUCAAGGUGCUGUAGAGACAGAGGAUAUUGAGGUUGGGGCAGAAGCAACAGAGUCUUCACACUCAACAGGUGUUCAGGAGAAAACAUGUGUGCUACAGUUUUCCUUUAUCAAGAGUGCUCUUACGGUUAAUCCCUGUAUGAGUCGAUUGGGGCGAGUUCUACUACAGGGGAAUGACCGACUCUACCUCAACACUUGUGAGGGACUGGCUGGGAUGCCGGACCCUACCCAGGAUUCCUUGUCUCUUUACUUUGAUGAUGAUGAGGAAGGUGCAUUUGAGGAUCCCUUACAAGCUAAAGACUCACAAUUUUGUGUGGCAGCAAAGAAACAGUGGAUUGUCAUCCCAAUACCUUACAGUUACACAGCUUCAAACUGGCCAAUCAGAUACACCUGUGUGGAUGAGGGUGGAGAACUUGUUGGUGUUGCUGGGCGGAAUGGAGUGGCCCAUUAUUCCUUGCGGCUGCGACGAUGGCAUCUCUUUGGCAAUGAGAGCCAAGAACGAGAUUUUGUGGUAACUGGUGGCCUGCUUUGGUGGCGGUCAACAUGGCUAGUACUUGGAGCCUACAACAUACCAGCCAACAUGGAUGAACUUAGGCUUUAUCCACGGGACCAUAAGCUGGAUAACCUUUAUGUCACUACGGUGCCACAACCUGCUCAGGUGCUUUUGUUAAAUAUAUAUGGGGAUCAGCUGAUUGUGUUAACUGCUGAUUGCCAUAUCACAGUGUAUAACCUUCAGCCUUCGGAAACAAACUCAGGUGGUGGUAAUGUAAAUGUGUCUCGGGUUCAGGAGGUAGACAUUUCUGGACUGACAGUGCACCCAGCGUGUGUUGUAUCCAUAUUACUGACCAGCCUCCGCACAGAGUCUUGGAGAGUCAGCAACAACCAACACAACCCACUGCCAGCACAGAGUGUCAUUAUUAACAUAUCUGGCAAAGUACUUAUGAUACAACGAGAUCAGCAGGCAGAUGGUGCAGGCAGCAAUGGCAAAUUGUUCCAUUGUGCACAAAUGACGCCAAUUGUCCUAGCCUCAAGCUGUGAAGCUUUGUGGUGCAGUAGCUGUGCUGUAAGUCAUAAGCCACAUCUUAGUCAUGCAUUGUGGCUACAUUGUGGUGUUCAUGGCACACGAGCCUGGUUACCACUCUUCCCCAACUCUGCUGAUAAGUCUCACAUUUUCUUGGCUCGCAGGAUAAUGCUGCCCUUUACUCCGUCCAUAUAUCCUCUAGCUGUGUUGUUUGAGGAAGGUAUCUUGCUAGGGGCAGAGACUGACACGUCCCUGCUGGCAUGUGACGCUGCUUCUCUGCACCAGCCACUUACUGUUGUAGAGCGGACUAGUCAAGUUUACCUGCAUCACUUGUUGAGACAACUGCUGAGACGAAACCUUGGGUACCAUGCUUGGGAGGUAGCCAGCACAUGUCGGGACUUGCCAUACUUCCCACAUGCACUAGAGCUUCUCCUGCAUCAGGUUCUGGAAGAAGAAGCUUCGAGUAAAGACCCACUUCCAGAUUGCCUGCUACCCCGUGUAGUGGAGUUCAUUAGAGAGUUCCCAGUGUACCUGCAGACAGUAGUACAAUGUGCGAGAAAGACUGAGCUGGCCUUAUGGCGCUACCUCUUCUCUGCAGCAGGCAGUCCUAAGCUCCUCUUCGUCAAGGCUUUGGAGGAGGCCCAGCUGGAUACUGCUGCAUCAUACCUUAUCAUCCUUCAGAAUCUGGAGAGUGCCUCUGUGAGUCGAAGCCAUGCCACACGCCUUUUAGAUGCUACAUUAGAAGCUGGCAAAUGGGAUCUUUCAAAAGAUCUCAUUCGAUUCCUUCGUUCAAUAGACCCGACGGACCUGGACUCACCGAAGCCAUCGGUUCCAUCUUGUGGGAGUACCAAGGUUGGGUUCAGCCAUGCCACACCCCCCGUGUCCCCUGCAUGUGCAGAUGAAGACCUUUCGAUGAUUCUCCCCAACACUCAGAUACAGAUGUUGCGAAGACAUUCCUCUGUUCUGAUCACCGCUCCACAGGUGCUCCGUGGGAGGUCCUUCUCCUCAACGUCAGCCCCAAAGGUGGCAGUUGGGGAUGGGGCAGCAGCCUCUCAUCAGUCAGUGGUGAGAACAACAUCAGACUCGGCAAAAGUCCUGCCAGAGAUCAGUCGUCAGUGUCAGACUGUGCCAACACAGCGUAAGCGAUCGACAAAUUCAUUGAGCAAGGAUGUGUCAACAGCAGAAGAAUACUUUUUGGAUGUGAUUCUGCAAAGGCAUGCAAAGAAACUCUUACUGAGCUGCCGUCUACGAGAUUUGGGGACAAUGGCAGCACACUUAGACUUUCCAUUAGUGUCAUGGCUCAGGAGAGAGAGAAGUCGGGCAGCCCGGGUGGAUGACUUUGUUGCAUCAUUGAAGCAGAUCCACAGAGAAUUCUCUUGGCCAUACCCUUCCGUCCCAACUUCCCAUAUCCGGCGUUACUCAGUCUCAUCUGUGCGAUCUGGAGGGAGUCCUGAUGAGAGAUCUGUUUUGGUGGAGGAGAAGAUGCAAGGACUCUCAAUAUCAGUGCCAAAGGUGUCUUCACUGGGCACAGGAGAAGUAGGAGACAGUGGGUAUAUGAGCCAAGCUACAGGGGACACACACACAGCUGUGACCCCUCAGCACACACCGCAUUCACCCAAAUCUCCAUAUGCUCUCCAGGAAGUCAUGCCUCGCCAGGCUCUGCUGGUCCCACAUUCGCCCAGAACAGGUGAUACAGUGAGUGUGAUGAGUGAAGAGGGGACUUUGUAUGGGGAUGACACGUCGAGUGUGUGUGGGGACUGGAGCCCAGAGGGAGGAGACCCAAUGCGUGAUCUGCUUUCUCGACCUCCUGACCCUCCUCCCCAGUCCUCUCCAAGACCCCCUCCUCAUGCUGAAGUUCAGCUUAGAUACUUACUGCAGGUGCUGUUAGAAGCAGGGUGUUUAGAGUGGAGUGUUGUGGUGGCAGUUGUGCUGCGUGAUGCCUUAGCCGUGUUAAGAGUCGUGACGCUUGCCCGCGCUCCAGAUGUACCUGCACAGGUGAUCACCAGACUAACAACAGGCUUGCAGGAUCUUUUGCACUUUACAAAUACUGAAUGCUUGGGAUAUCAAAAUUUCCUUGGAGCAAUAAUGGGGCAAGUUAAGGUCUUGGAAAGGCUUGCAAAUACCCGAGAAAUAUCACGGACUCCAAGUCCCCACUCUUCCCGUCCUCCAUCUACGAGUCAUGAAUCCGAGCCCCCUCCCAGCCAGGAGAGUUCCCAUAGGUCUUCUGUUCGAACUUCACCUCCCCCAUCGUCGCAUCAGCAGCAAGGCCAACAGCAACAAUCAAUGCAGGUGCAGAAUCAAACACAGGGUCAGCAGACACAGCAGGUACCACAACAGCAGGCACAGCAGCCGUUGCCUCACCCAGGCAUGCCCAAGGUAUCUUAUCUCCCUCGAAAUUCCAUAUCUGCUGGAGAAACUCUUCCGGAGGAAACUUCAAACCCAGAAUCUGAGAAUGAGCUCAGGGACUCGGUUCAUGAAGGCAUUUCCACUCUGGAGGAAGAGGGAAGUGCAGCCUGCGUUGUGUCAUAGGCCAGCUGUAGCUACUGUUGGUCGAGGACCAUUUUUUUAUAUAUAUAUAUAUCCAAAGGCAAUAAUGGAAAGAAUGCUACUAAACUGUUGCUCACAACUUUUGUGGUUUGUAAUUUUUCUCACAAUAGUGAAGAUUUAAAGCAAAAGUAGAGUUGUAUUAGCCAAAUGACUGGUGCUUAAUUUGGAAAUCUUUGUAACUGCUUUGUGUUUAGUUGGGAAAAUAUAGUUGAGCAUGUGUUGUAAACUGAAGGAUUAAAAAUGUUGGCUUUUUUCAUAUAUAAGGAAAAGAUUGUCAGUAUUUUAUGGAUUUAAUUAGUUGUUUAUUUUUUCAUGGAUAUUUCAGUUUGAAAGGAACAGAUAUUAGAAUAAAAUGAAUUGAGUCCAUUUUGUGAUUGAUGGUUCUGGUUUGACUAAAUACCCUACACUGUAAGGUUUGGAGACAGAAAAUAGGGAACGUAUUGUAUAAAAAACGGUUUCACCAUUAACAUAAUUUCUUGCUAUACUGUAAUUUGAUAUAAUUUUUUUUAAAGGUUACAUCUGAAAAUAUGAGCUUACACAACACAGUGUUGAAUGGUAAUGAUAGAUAAGAAAAAGAGCAGUUAGUUCUAUUAAGAGUAGUACGAUUCCAUAACCAACCAGCUGUAGUUCUGCUGCAAGGCAUUACUUGAGGGGCCAAGGAGAAUAUUAUAGUCCAUGUUAUAUAUGAGCUUUAACCCAUGUACAUGUGUGUGAUGUAUUGAUAUUUUUUUCUUUAGAGGAUAGAAUUGUAUUUAGGUAAAGUUGAUCUGUAACAUAUUUUAUAGGAGCUGUAAUACACAUAGAAAAUCUAUAUAUCUAUCUAUAUAUGUAUGGGCUGGUCCUAUCCACCAUUGUUAGGGCCUUUGAGAGUAAUUGUUACAAUAAUCAAGGAUAGAAAUUUAACUUUUUUCACAUUUUACAGACUUAAAGUUUAAAUGUUGAAGCACAGGAAAAGGGUAUGGAGACAUUGCCUCAAUCUGAUAUGUUUUUUUUUUUCUUCCUCAAAGUGUGUGCCUUGAGGAUUCUGUAAAGUAUUUGAAAUUAAACCUAGUGGUGUAAAACUUUGUGGAGGUAUGUGAUAUAUUGCUAGCAAGUAGGUUUCUGUUGAUGUGGAUUUGUCAGGGAUGUUGUGAAAAGUGGGAUGAUAUGUAUCCAGUUGGCAUAUAGGAGGAGAUGUGCACUACUCUAUUGGGGUUUAGUGUGCCUUUCUCUGAGGCAGAAGAGGAUAGAAGACUUAGUCCCAAUAAGUGGGAAACUAUAAUGGUAAAUAGGCAUGUUUUGUACACCUUUUUUAUCAGGGAAGAAGCCACAUUUUUUCUUCUUAUUUCUUAAUGAAUUUCCCUCCAAUAGGCUGAAGUCAAAAUGAAACACAUUGUCUCUUAAUGCAUGUAGAGACAGUAGGUUACGAAUUGGAUUUAAAAUAAUUUAGAUUUUAUACUAGAGUGAAGGACUUGAUAAACAGACAGCAGAGAAAAAUGAUAAACAUCCAUCCUUUUUUUAAAAUACAGUCUUUGUUAAUAGGUACAGGCUGUCAGAUAAUGGCCCCACCUGGAUGCAAAAGUUUGUCAAAGAAAGUUAUAGAAUGACAGUACUAGGGAGGGUAAGUGGAAGAAUAGGAAGAUAGGUGCAUGAAUAAGUAAAUGUAAGGUCUGUAUGUAUGGAAGAAUGGAGCUGAAAAAUUGAUUAAGAGAAUGCACUUUUACGUUUGUAUAAGAGAUUAUCUGUUUAUGUUGGCAGUUUAAGGUGUACUCAUAGUGACAGUUAUAAAUGGUGGAAAAUACUACACAUGAAGAAUUAUUGAGUCAGCAUGAUAAUUAAAGGAGAGUAGACCUCCAGUGUAAGAUUGUAAGAAGUAUAACUAAUGGAAAUUUUGUACAGUUUUUAAAGGUUUUGGAAUGAUAUUAUUUGGAAGUUUAGUGAUGCCAAACUAUUAACUUUUUCAAAGGAAAAUCCUGAGGUGAAAUUUAACAUUAGUUAAAUUAGUAUAGUGUAUGAAAUUAUGUUAUUUUAGCUGUUCUUAGAUGGUGAUUUUGGCCAUGUGAAUUUGGUGGCUCAGGUAUAAGAAAAGAUUUUUUAAAAUCUAGAGAACACAUGAUUGUGCCAAAGCUAUUUGAAGUUAAAGACCAGUUUCCCAUUUGCUGUUGUAUCCCUCAUGUCAUUUACAUUAAUAAAAUUAUUUUUUAUAUGCUUUCUUGGUUUUGAUGUAUAAAUUCAUUGUUUGGGGAGUCCAUACACUACCACAUCUUCCAGUUGACCAAGCAUAAAUGUUUCAAAUGUAGAUUUAUCAUGCAUGCAAAUGGGACCUUUGUUUUAUAGGGUAUCUUUUUCCUAAUGAUUUUUAUGUUCUCCAAUUCACUCUAUAACAGCCACCUAUGAAAGGCAGGCUUUUAGAUACUUGAUAUAUGUGAAUGUUGAACUUAAAGACAACUCAGUUAUAGGAUAAGUUUAUUGAUGUAAAAUGAUGAUGAGGCACCAUGAUAGUUCUAGAAUAUCAGUUUUGUUUCUUAAGAGAUGUUCUGUAAAAAUUAUUUAUGAAAGUGCAAGGCUUCUGUUAUUAAAGGAACAAAACGUUAUGAUUAAACAUAUACUCUUUGUAUCAGAAUUGAUAAGCGAAGGUAGACUGAAAAGAGAGAACAUUAUUGUAAUAGAUAUAAAAAAUGAUUUUUUAAAAGAAAAAAUUGGAAUGGAUAUAACCAAAGAAUUGUAUUUUAGGAAAUUUUAAAUCAUGUUUUUCUUAAAUCUAGUCUUUGGACUGUGAAUGUCUCUUAAAGUAUUAGGAUAAAAAUACAGAUUUUCGAAGUGCUGUUAAUGUGGCAUGUCAUUUUUAUUUUUUGUUUGAAGGAUCCUGAAGAAAUAUUUUAUUCAAAUACAGUACUGCAUAAUUUGGAAGAUAGGUUUGUGCCACUGGAAAGUGUUUUGAUUUUUUUUUCUCAAAUUCAGUAGAGUUCAAUUUUAAUUUUAAAUACAUUCAGUGAACCUUUAAAGAAAUAAAAGUACCAAUCCCUUCAUUAUUUAUUAAUAUUGUUGUAAAAUGAAAUAGAAGUAUAUUGCAUAUAAAGCCUGUUGUUUACCUGCAGUUGUUCCAAGACAAAUACUGAUUUCUUUGCUAUUGGUUCUUUUCACUGUUUUAGGUAUGGCUUUGCUUCUUCAGGGGAAAAUAUUAAUAAAUACUAAUAUUUUUUGGUGAAGGUAAGACAGAUAUGGCACUGACAUCAACACCAAUUUAAGAUUACGUGUUAUAUUUGUCUUAGAAAUUGAUAUUAAUUUUUAGAACUAGAUACCAAAAAAAAAAAAAAAACAAUCGUAAUUAUUGUGCCAAUUGAAUAAACAAGUUAAAAGGUCCUUUUUUUCUCUGGUACUUUUUACAAGUUGAUUUGCAAGAUGUGUAGUAGAUGUGUGUUUUUGGAUGGUGAAGUUAUGAUACAAGGCAGUGCACUACAGCUAUUAUCAGUGAUGGAUGGUCGUAGAUUGAAAUGCAUUUAUUACGUUAGUCUUCCAUGAAAUGCAAUGUUAUUAUCAUAGGAGAUGAGUGCUAGAAUGCUCUUAUUAUAGUUAGCUUUUUAACAUUUUGAAUGGCAAAAUUUAAGCAUAAUUUUUUUUCUUGGGAUUUUGACUUUCAGGUAUGUGGUAAGAGGUAUAGUCUCCUGAAAAGAAAUAGUUUAAUUUUAUGAGCUAAGGGAAUGGUAGCUGAUAGGGAAUAGGAGUGGUAACUUUCAAGGUUUAAAUUUUUAUUGUUUUUUGAUUAUCAGGUUUGUGAGCAAUGACUAGGAAUCAUGAAUUUUAAUCUGUGCAAUUAACAUUUCAAUUUACAUUUGCAAAGUACAUUUUCUCCCUUUAACGUGUUGCAGUGUUUAAAGUACAGAUACAAAAAUGAAGCCAAUUUCAUUUUUUAGUGUGUGGAUUCUGACCUUUUCCUUCCAGUCUUUAUCAGAAAACAGCUCUCCCAUGACUUGAAAAUGGAAACUGGGAUAUUCAGAGUAUUAAAAUUCAGAAAAAGUAUAUUGGUUAUUUUUUAUUUUGUGUGGUUUGUUCAAAAUAUUUAGUAUGCACAUAUUUGGUUUGUUGGUUGGGAAUGCAUUUUGAGACUGAGUGUAAAAAAAAAAAAAAAA
Penaeus vannamei (Pacific white shrimp) is the source of this 9026-nucleotide messenger RNA. It is a transcript of the gene Rich, whose product is annotated as Guanine nucleotide exchange factor subunit Rich. Lineage: Eukaryota; Metazoa; Arthropoda; Malacostraca; Decapoda; Penaeidae. The record is from RefSeq and is a predicted model, not a curated record. Gene Ontology annotation, cellular component: Golgi membrane; cytosol; Ric1-Rgp1 guanyl-nucleotide exchange factor complex. Gene Ontology annotation, biological process: intracellular protein transport; retrograde transport, endosome to Golgi.